Molecule: messenger RNA, 4360 nt
Organism: Marmota flaviventris (yellow-bellied marmot)
Lineage: Eukaryota; Metazoa; Chordata; Mammalia; Rodentia; Sciuridae
Gene: Nmt2
Product: N-myristoyltransferase 2
Biological process (GO): N-terminal peptidyl-glycine N-myristoylation
Cellular component (GO): cytoplasm
Molecular function (GO): glycylpeptide N-tetradecanoyltransferase activity
Source: RefSeq, a predicted model, not a curated record
GAGCUGCCGCCGCGCCCGCCCCGCCGUGCCGCGCCCGCCGCUCCGAGCGCCGCCUCCUCAGUCCGCGCCGCCGCGAUGGCGGAGGACAGCGAGUCUGCGGCCAGCCAGCAGAGCCUGGAGCUGGACGACCAGGACACGUGCGGGAUAGACGGGGACAAUGAGGAAGAGACUGAGCACGCCAAAGGAAGUCCUGCAGGGGAUUUGGGAGCCAAAAAGAAAAAGAAGAAACAGAAGAGGAAAAAAGAGAAGCCUAAUUCUGGAGGCACCAAGUCCGACUCUGCAUCUGAUUCCCAGGAGAUUAAAAUUCAGCCGCCUUCAAAAAAUCCCACCAUCCCCAUGCAGAAGCUACAGGACAUCCAGAGAGCAAUGGAGCUACUCUCCGCAUGCCAGGGCCCUGCCAGGAACAUUGACGAGGCUGCAAAACGCAGAUACCAGUUUUGGGAUACGCAGCCAGUACCUAAACUAAAUGAAGUCAUAACAUCUCAUGGUGCAAUUGAGCCAGAUAAGGACAAUGUACGUCAAGAACCGUAUUCUUUGCCACAGGGUUUUAUGUGGGACACUUUAGACUUGAGUAAUGCCGAAGUGCUCAAGGAGUUAUACACCUUAUUAAAUGAGAAUUAUGUAGAAGAUGACGACAACAUGUUUCGCUUCGACUAUUCACCUGAAUUCCUGUUGUGGGCUCUGCGUCCCCCAGGCUGGCUCUUGCAGUGGCACUGCGGGGUCAGAGUGUCUUCAAAUAAAAAACUUGUAGGUUUCAUAAGUGCUAUCCCGGCAAACAUCCGCAUUUAUGACAGUGUGAAGAAAAUGGUAGAAAUCAACUUUCUUUGUGUUCAUAAGAAAUUGAGAUCAAAACGGGUUGCCCCAGUGUUAAUUCGAGAAAUAACUAGAAGAGUGAACCUGGAAGGAAUCUUUCAGGCUGUAUAUACUGCAGGAGUUGUUCUUCCUAAGCCGGUGGCCACGUGCAGAUACUGGCAUCGAUCCCUAAACCCCAGAAAAUUGGUAGAAGUGAAAUUUUCUCACUUGAGUAGAAAUAUGACAUUACAGAGAACAAUGAAGCUUUACAGACUUCCGGAUGUUACCAAGACUUCAGGUUUGAGACCCAUGGAACCAAAAGAUAUUAAAGCAGUGCGAGAAUUAAUCAACACUUACCUGAAGCAGUUCCAUUUAGCCCCAGUGAUGGAUGAAGAGGAAGUAGCCCACUGGUUCCUUCCCCAGGAACACAUUAUCGACACGUUUGUAGUGGAGAGCUCCAGUGGGAAACUGACUGACUUCCUGAGCUUCUACACGCUUCCGUCCACAGUCAUGCACCACCCUGCUCAUAAGAGCCUCAAAGCUGCCUACUCCUUCUAUAACAUUCACACAGAGACACCCCUGCUGGACCUCAUGAACGAUGCACUCAUUAUAGCUAAAUUGAAAGGAUUUGAUGUAUUCAAUGCACUAGAUUUGAUGGAAAAUAAGACCUUCUUGGAAAAACUCAAGUUUGGUAUAGGAGAUGGUAGUUUGCAGUAUUACUUGUACAACUGGAGGUGUCCAGGAACAGAUUCUGAAAAGGUUGGACUUGUACUACAGUAGAUAGCUGUGUUGACUUCUAGAAGUCUGGCAUCCUCAUUUGUUCAUAUCCUAUUUAAUGAUUCCUGGAACCGCCAUUCCAAAGAAGAAUAAAAGCACAACCUAAGUGAAAUUGAAGUAGUUGGUAACAAUCAGCAAAGAUGAAAAAACACCCCAUGUGUGACCAGUUGUACACAUUCCUAGUUAGAAUGUUAAAAUGCAUCUUUUCUUUUUUUGCUGUUUACCCACUUGUGGGAGGGAUGAAAAGGUACAAAGAGCACAUUUCUCUGGUUUUCAAAUUUUUGGCUUUCUUGGUGAAGUGAGGGUAGUUUUCCACUCUCUAGAAAGGGAACUGUUUUUCUAUGAACUAAAGAGAAGUCACAGCCUUGUGUAAGAAAAUCUCUGCUAUUGUGUGGAGAUAAGCUGCUGCAUUUCUAUUUAUUAAGUGGUGGUGUAUUUGUCUGUAUAAUAGAACAAAGGACCCAUUUGGAAAACUUUUAUGUAUAUCACCUUACAUGACAUCACUGGGAACAUUUAUGGAAUGACAAAUAUGGAGCAAAAUGAAAAUGUACUGAUUACUAGUACAUUAUUACUCCAUAGGCAAAGUUGCCAAAUCAGUAAACACAGAGAUUUGUACUUUGAUCUUCAGUAGGUCAAUAGAUGGUUUCAAAAGCAAAGUUUGAGGCAAACAUUAAGUGUGCACCCUGAAGAGCAUACACCUGUGAAUGACCAGACUUUUCCACUGCUGCACCAUCUCCAGUUUCUUCUCAGCAACAUCAAGGAUACAUGAGGGAAAGAAAAUAAAAACUCUAAGGUCAAAACUAAUGCCGGGUUGCUUUAUUAGUGCUAUAAGGCAUUGAUAGUUUGAAUGUUUUUAUUACUUAUGCAAAAUUGCACAUAUUCCUUUAUGCUGACUUUUAAUUUAUCAUGAACUGUCAUGCUAAUGGAAAUGUCUUAUUUGUAAAUAAGUAUUCAUAAUUUUGUUACCAAUGGUGUUUUUACCUAGAAUUUGAAAAACAAGAGUUUCACAGUGUACAUGUAUGUGUAUAUAUCACCAGUAAUCCAAGGGAUAAAUAAGAUGCUAAACAAGGCUGCAGACUGGCCUUUACUCAAGUACCACAAAGUAGACACUUCUUCCUGCCUUUACCGUACCAGUGCCUCGGCUGCUCAGUCCAGAAAAAGAUAAAUUAUGUUAGACAGCAUAAUGGCAUUCCCUUCAUGUUUUAAGUAAUCCAGUAAAACCAGUCAUUAUCUUAAAACCAGACAGGGACCAUCAAGUAUGGCCCCUGGACUUAAUCUGGCCCAUCAUCUGUUUUUGUACAACACAGGAACUAAGAAUGCUUUUUAUCUUUUUUGAUUGGGGGGAGAUAGUCAAAACAGUGACAUUUUGUGACAUGAAAAUUAUAUGAAAUUUAAAUUCAGCAUUCAUAAAGUUUCCUUGGAACACAGCCACCCUUUUGUUUGUGUCUCACCUGUGGCCACUUCAUGCUACAAAGGCAAGUUGGGUACUUGUGCCAGACUGUAUGGCCUCCAAAGCCUAAAAUAUCUGUUAACUGUCCCUUUUUAGAAGGUCUGUGGAUCUUCAUUUACUAAGGAGUUGAAAACACAGGUGUGGCACCCAAGACUGCCACUAGAGGGGACACUUGGGCCCCACAGUAGUGCCUAACUGGUUCAAACAAUGUUCUUAAAAGACACAGGAAGACUUAUCAUUUCACAGGGUUCAAACUUAGCUGCAUUCCAUUCUUAACAGAAGGAGAAAAGCAUCAAGAAACAAAACUGGACCAAUUCACUAGAACACUCCUUGGGAACACCAGCAUUAAAUAAGAAUUUACACACUCUGGAGUCAAGGCUUAUUUACAUAUUCCAGUUAUAGAAUUCAUGUUAUUUACUUGAUUCUUAAAUACAAUCAAUAUCACUGUCCUAUUUAUAAUUCAAGCAGAUUACCAGUGAGCAUUUUGGAGAAUCAGUACAACUUAAAUGCAAUAUAGUAUUUAGAAAUUUUUAAAAAAUUGUCCUGUAAUGAAAAUGCUGUAUCUUUUCUUUUUAAUUUGUGCCAAGAUGGCACUAAGUAAAAUCUAAAUUAACAGAUGGCAUAAUCUACUGAGUCAUCCAGAUUUUAGGCUGAAACUUUGGCAAAACCAUUAUCUUCCCCUAAACUACAAAAAUAACUUUUCCAAAUAUAUAUUAUAGACACUUAACACAGAACACUAUGCUCACAAAAUCUUGCCUGAGAACUCAUGCUCAAUUUUUUAAAAAAUUUACUUCUUGCCACGUCUCACCUAAUUGCCAUCACAGUUUUCUGUUUGGUUAUGUGUGUGCAUGCUCAUGCACAAACACACUAAGGAUUAAAUUUGGGGGUCUACCACUGAGCUAUGCCCCUACAACUCCCGUCAUACUUUUUAUACAUGUUAAUUUCCAAGUAAGUUAACAAUACACAGGAAAAUGAAUCCUAAUUAAAAUACUUUAUCUGGCUUACUUCUAUCCCAUUGGGCCUUCAUCCCAAGCAGAUGUUUAUGCCUGCCUACAAGGAAAGCCAAACUGACAUGAAGUAAAAAAAUAUAUUCCUUCUAAAGACAAAGUAUUGCAAGGCAUUUGGUAUUUUUCCUUUGAAACUCAAUGCUCCCAAUCUAGUUUCAUUGACCGUACUUAUUAGAACCAUGUCUACUGUGGCACAUUUUCCAAGUUUGAUGGGAAAAUGUUAGGUGUUGUAGGCUACAGAUGUUCUUGCUAACAAGCAUUGUACCAGCCUUUAAAACAGUGAAUUUAUACAAGCAUGGACAUUAGUUUCAAUAAACUUUUGUUUUCAUAUUCA